AUGGGCCACGGUGGCAACUCCGCUCACCACACGAACGGCUGUGUUGAUAGCAGCACACAUACCAAUGCCAACACAAACGUGAGUGGCAAUGCGGACACCAACAGCACUGCAACGUCCAAGACGAAGGCCGCAGACGACAAGACCUACAGCCUGUGCCCUCGGGUGUACUUUAAGCAAUUCCAUGAGGCACGGAUACCCACCAAGACACCACACAUAAGAUCGAUCGAAUUCCAAUUUCAAUACCAUCGUCUGACACCAGAAAGAUACAACGUCUACAAAAGAUACAUCGACGCAGCGUAUGGCAUAAGCAACGCCAUCGAGCGAAAUAUGCACAACUGGUGCCAGGAGCAGCUGCGUCAAGGCAACCGCGUCUCGCGUCGUCAGGUCUUGGCGAAUAUCCGAACGAUCGACGAGCGCCUGGAUGUCCUCAAGGAGCAAUUCGAUUGGGAGAUUAUGGAUCUCGAAAGGGCUGAGGCUGAGAGUCUGAGGCGCAGACUUGAGAGUUGCAGAUCUAGACAUGAGGGUUGGAUGUAG
Colletotrichum chrysophilum is the source of this 534-nucleotide messenger RNA. RefSeq lists its product as uncharacterized. Bases 1 to 534 code for a protein of 177 amino acids. The record is from RefSeq and is a predicted model, not a curated record. Lineage: Eukaryota; Fungi; Ascomycota; Sordariomycetes; Glomerellales; Glomerellaceae. The transcript has 2 exons.